AUGGGGAGAUCUUCGUCUCCAUCGCAGUCUUCGACGUCACAAUCAGGUGGUCCGCCGAACUCCGGCAUUGAUCCAAAGGAAACAGGAAAGAGACAACCGGAAGUGACACAUGUCACGGAGCCACCGGAAGCUUACCCCAGCGUCAAUGGCGUCCGCGUGCGACUCGGACUGGACGCUGACUACGGCGCAUGCGUCCGGGGCAGGGAGCGGCAGUUCCGAGAGCACAUCCGGCGUCAACUGAGCGUCUUGCUCAGAGUUCCUCUUCCGGGAGUUAGAAACGUCCGCAUCCUGCCCGGUAGCAUCAUCGUGGAAGCCGACAUGGUUCCGGUAAAGACGCCAUCGCUGGAUGUGGAUAAGUCCGCGCUUCUGGCGGCGCGAACGGACCUCCAGGAUCGCAUCGACCGGGGCACCGCGGUCAUCACGGACCUCGACGGCAACCGCCUUCCUAUCUUCACCAGCACAGUCUACUCGCUCCAGCCGCCGCGCGGCACGUCCUAUUCUCCCGCACUUCUGGGUGCGCUGACUGCGAUGUUCUUUGGCGCCACAUCGGUCAUUGUGGCCUCCGCUUAUCUUGUCAAGAGGCACGUGGGCGAAAGGCACGUCUCCCCGUCGCCGGAAGCGGUGAGCCAACUUCCGGUACUGUGGACGCUCGUCAGCCCACUGUGGGAAGUGCCCUAG
This is a messenger RNA of Dermacentor silvarum, 678 nucleotides long. RefSeq lists its product as uncharacterized. The transcript is spliced from 4 exons. Lineage: Eukaryota; Metazoa; Arthropoda; Arachnida; Ixodida; Ixodidae. The record is from RefSeq and is a predicted model, not a curated record. Bases 1 to 678 code for a protein of 225 amino acids.